Messenger RNA from Cetraspora pellucida, 819 nucleotides. The record is from the annotation of a GenBank genome assembly. NCBI's taxonomy places the organism in Eukaryota, Fungi, Glomeromycota, Glomeromycetes, Diversisporales, Gigasporaceae.
AUGAAAUUAUUUUCAAAAUUUUCUAUUCCUACCUUACAAUUUCAAGUUUCACCACCACCUCCUAGUAAAAACUUUACUGGGACACUUUAUCCAAGUCUAUCUCGAGCGGCUACUGCUAGAGGUGCUGCUGCUCGUCAUAGUAUAAUAUCUACUGAGUCUAACAAUGAAGUUGAAGUAAGCUCUUGGUCUUCUCUUGACGAUCCAUCACCCGUUAAAGAGAUUAUACCUUUAACCGCGUUUUGCGAUGAGCAAGAGAUUCACAGAGUUACACUCAAGAUUUUACAGCAAUGUAUUGACUUUUUAAAAAGUUUGCCUAACGAUGAGAGUUAUGUAUUUGAAAGCAACUUUAUUCCUUCAAGUACUAUUGGAAAACAUCCCUUAAUAUCAAAAAGAGCCUCAACCAUUGAAGAUGAAUUUAACAAUGAAGAAUAUAAUGAUUACGAUUCAGUAGAAACGAUAAAUGAAUCGCAUAGUUGGAAUGUUGAUUAUGACAAUAAUCGAGAUCAAACAUCACGAGAAAUUGCUAUAAAACAAGUUUUGAAAUUACAGUCAACUAUUAUUAGCGAUUGUACAUCCAUACCAUUAAAUACUAUUAUAGAUCUAAAUGCUACGGUCGACGUUGAUAUGUCAAAUGGAGCUUUAUCUUUACAAUCUACAUAUGGUAGAGAAUUAUGGUUUUGUUGUCUCCAUGCAAUUCAUCAUUAUGCACUUAUCAAAGUCAUAUGUAUAGAACAAAAUAUUUCGUGCCCACGAGAUUUUGGUCUUACACCUUCCACAAUCCAAAGUAUUGAGUUACCCGGAAAAUUUAUAAAGGAAUAA